AUGACCAAGAAACUAUUGACUUCAGUUGAACGAGACUUUUUCCUCGACAAGUUUGACAAUUUCCUCUUCGAUUGCGAUGGUGUCCUGUGGGAUGGCAGUGAUCUGAUACCUGGGGUGGAUAAGGCUAUGGAGGAGCUUCGUAAAAGAGGAAAGAGGAUUUUCUUUGUUACCAACAAUAGCACAAAGUCGCGUGCGGCGUUCCUUGGCAAGUUCAAGGGUUUUGGCAUUCAGGCCUCGUUGGAUGAGAUCUUCAGCUCGGCUUUUGCAACAGCCGCUUAUCUUAAGCACGUGGUCAACUUUCCUGAUGAUAAAAAGGUGUACAUUGUUGGCAUGUCUGGUAUUCGAGAGGAAUUACAAGCUCAAGGCAUCCGUACAUGCGGUGCUGAUGAAGAUAACCAUGCCGAGUUCAAAGGAAAGAUCGACCAUGACCCUGAAGUGGGCGCUGUUGUGAUUGGCUUGGAUACUGCCGUCAAUUAUGUCAAAUACGCCAAGGCAUUCACUUAUCUCAAGAACAACCCUGACUGUCACUUUAUCCUCACUAAUGGUGAUACCACAUAUCCCACAGAUGGCUCAAUUCUUCCAGGUGCUGGAUCCAUUGCCUCUCCUAUCAUCAAGGCACUCAACCGAGACCCUGAUGUUGUUUUGGGAAAGCCUGCACAAAACAUGUUACAAACCAUUUUCGCUGAGUAUCAUCUUGACCCCAAGCGAACAUGCAUGAUUGGUGAUCGUCUCGAUACGGAUAUCGAAUUUGGUGUCAAGGGUGGCAUCGAGACAUUGUGUGUGUUGACAGGUGUCACAUCCGAAGUCGAAGUUUUAUCAUCUUCAAGCGAAGUUCGACCCGAUUAUUACAUGGAUAGCUUUGCAGGAUUUGCACCCCAAUAG
Molecule: messenger RNA, 882 nt
Organism: Lichtheimia ornata
Lineage: Eukaryota; Fungi; Mucoromycota; Mucoromycetes; Mucorales; Lichtheimiaceae
Exons: 8
Coding region: 1-882 (293 amino acids)
Molecular function (GO): alkaline phosphatase activity; phosphoglycolate phosphatase activity
Source: RefSeq, a predicted model, not a curated record